This is a messenger RNA of Synchiropus splendidus (mandarinfish), 3874 nucleotides long. RefSeq names its product cohesin subunit SA-1 (gene stag3). The transcript has 31 exons. The record is from RefSeq and is a predicted model, not a curated record. Lineage: Eukaryota; Metazoa; Chordata; Actinopteri; Syngnathiformes; Callionymidae. Gene Ontology annotation, cellular component: nucleus; chromatin; cohesin complex. Gene Ontology annotation, molecular function: chromatin binding. The coding region runs from base 14 to 3601 and encodes 1195 amino acids. Gene Ontology annotation, biological process: sister chromatid cohesion.
UUCGCUGUACUUGAUGCGCGCCAACCCGUCUUCUGCGAGAGUAGCAAGUAAGCAAUUACGCAAAGGAUACAGUUACUUUCUCAAACAGCACCUCGUCGGAUACGAGAUGGAAGACUCGGAUAUUCAAAGCAUGGAUGAGUGGGAUGACUCUGGAAGUGACUAUGAAGCCACAAUAAAUACGCCAAAACGAAAGUCGACAUCAGCCACAAACGCACGUCAGCCGCCCAAGAGACCCAGGCGUAAUACGGCAGCAAGAAUGACACCCAGCCCCAAUAGUCGUCCAAGACCUCAACAGUCCCCUCAGAAGAGAAUCAGUGCUAAAGACAUUUUUGAUGCUGUCUGCUCAGGAAAGAGUGCUAUGGUGACCGUGGUGGACGAGUGGCUGGACAUCUACAAACAGAGCCGUGAGGACGGGUUGCUUGUGCUCAUCAACUUCAUUGUUCAGUCCUGCGGAUGCAAAGGAGUUGUGAGCAGAGAGAUGCUGGACAGUCUUCAGAAGACAGACAUCAUCUCCCAGCUGGCAAAAGAUUUCAAAGAGGAUUCAGCCAACUAUCCUCUGUGUGCCACAGGCCCCCAGCUGAGAAAAUUCAAAGCUGGCUUUUGCGAAUUUGCCCAAGUGCUUGUCCAUUCCUGUCGGAACAGUCUCGUUUAUGAUGAGUACCUCUUCCCCUACGUACUGGAACUGCUCACCGGUCUGUCUGACUCCCAACUUCGAGCAUUUAGGCAUACCAGCACCCUGCUUGCUAUUAAGCUCACGACCGGGCUGGUGGAACAAUCUGUCAUUGUGUCCGACCAGCUGCAGACAACCCAGCGGCAGUAUGACAUGGAAAACAACAAGCAAUUGAGGGAUAGGGCCAGAGACAAACUAGAGGAGCUGCAAGCUGUCAUCAGCGAGAUGAAGGAAAAUCGAGAAGAGUUGUCAUCCAUUAUUGUCAGCACUUUCAGUGGUGUUUUUAUAAACCGCUACCGAGACCGUCUGCCUGAAAUCCGGGCUGCAUGCAUUGAGGAGUUGGGAGUGUGGCUUAAAACCGAUCCGGAAUACUUCCUCAAUGACAGUUGUCUGAAGUACCUGGGGUGGACUCUGUACGACAAGCGAAAUGUGGUACGUCUGCAGUGUGUGAAGGUGCUGCAGGGUCUGUACCAGAAUAUCGAAUUCAUUGGCCGCCUAGAGCUUUUCACCAGCAGAUUUAAAGAGCGGAUGCUCAGUAUGGUGAUGGACAAAGAACCACAGAUUGCAGUGGAAGUCAUUAAGCUAUUGGAGCUAAUUAAUCAGAGUGCAGAGGGAGGCCUCGAAGAAGAGGAAUGUGGGCAGAUAUACCCUCUGGUGUAUGUGAAACAUCAAGGCUUGGCAUCUGCAGCUGGUUUUUUCCUGUACAACAAGUUGAGAAGUCUGAUUGCCACUGAAGACGGAGAUAAUGAGAACACCAAUUCAGCUUUUAUUCAUGUCCUCAUCUCCUUCUUCAUUCAAAGUGAGUUGCACGAGCAUGCAGCAUAUUUGGUGGACAGUCUGUGGGCUGUUGCUGAAUCAGAGCUUAAAGACUGGGACGCUAUGACGACAUGUCUGCUGCAGGACUCGGGUUUGAUGUAUGAGGAUGAGGGGGCCCUGAUAGAAUUGAUGAUGUGCUGCAUGAGGCAGGCAUCAGAGGCGUCGCCACCUGUUGGCAGAGCUCAGAGAAAGAAGAGCGUCAAGGAUAAAAGAAUUCAGGAGAAAGAUCAAAGACGCAUUACAAACCACUUCAUCCCUUUACUUCCUCAACUUCUCACCAAGUACUCAGCAGACUCUGGGAUUGUAGGGCUCCUUCUGAAAGCGCCACUGUACUUCGACCUGGAGAUGUACAGCAGUUCUCCAUCCAUGGAAAAGCACUUGGACCUGCUCCUUGUUCAGAUUUGUGGCAUUAUGCUGAAGCACACUGAGACCACAGUGUUGGAUGCCUGUGCCACUCUGGUCGAUAAACUUUGCUCUGACUCCUUUAUCUUCUCCUCCCGUGCUGACCGAGCUUUCAGCCAGCUGAUGGACACUCUCAGUGAAUGUUUUUUCAGCAACUUAAGAGACCUACAUCACGCUGCUGCGGAUGAAGACAACGUAUACCGUGCCUCUACUCCCUUGAAGAGGCUUGCUGCCUUGAGCAGUGCCAAAGAUCCCCGCAGUUGGAGACUAUUUCAACCCUGCAUGCAGCUGAUGAAGAGCCAAAUCGAGUCUGGGUUCCCUGACAGAGAAUUUCUUCAGCUCAUGGUUUCUGCCCUGAGGUGCGCAGCUCACCACUUGAUAUGGGCUAAAGUCAGCAGUGCUCAAAACGUGAUGACUGAGGCAGAACUAGGGCUGUUGGAGAAGCAGGUGCCAUCCUUCUACAGAGUCUGUGAAAUGUGUCUCUCUGUGAACGAAGCUGACAUCCGAAAUGUGGCUUUUGAACUGCUAUGUGACCUGCUGUUGAUCUACAGCAAGCCAGCUCACUCCCAUCCGAACACACAGUCGUUGGUGUGUCUGCCGUCUGAGUCUCUUCGUGCAGAAAUGGGCGCUUUUCUGGUGGACUACAUCUUCACAGACGACGAAGAUCUUGAACUAAGUGGUGAGGAGGAGGAAGAGCAGAAGAUAACAGAGUUGCAGAGGAAACGCAGCCUGCUGGUAGGCUUCUGCAGGCUCAGCCUAUGUGGCGUGCUGGUCAUCCAUGCUGUCACGGAUGUCUUCAAAUAUUACCACAAGCGCUUUAGUGACUUUGGUGACAUCAUCAAGGAGACACUCAGCCGGACCAGGCAGAUCAGUCCAGUGUUGAGUGCCAAGACCAUUUGCCUGAGUCUUCAGCAGCUUUUCUCUGAGAUGAUGAGUGAAGAGCAGCAGGAUUUGAGUAUGGUUCAGGAAUUGGCCAAAAGACUUGCCUCUAGUUUUGGUGUUUUCCUUCCACAUGAACGUAAACCUCUGAUGGCCCUCCACAGCGAUGGAAUACGGUUUGCACUCAAAGAUGCAAAUGAAGAGCAGCAGCCUAAUGUGGCCUUUUUGGAGAUCCUCAGCCAGUUCAGCUCCAAAUUGGUGCUACAAGAUCGCAUGGAUAUAGCCAGUAGUAUAAGAAGUCAAUGUCCCACUACUGCCCUCUCAGGGCCAUCAGUCAAAAUGUAUCAGCGCUCUUUGGAGGGCCACCUCUUCAAAGUGAGUGAAGUGCAAGACAAAGGAGAGGUUCCCGUGAUCAACACCGCCACAAGCUCCUCAAUGGACGAGAGCAGCUUCCACAGUGGAUUUUCCACCCCGAUCAUGACCUCCACCCUUCUGAGACAGCCAGCAACACCAGUUACCACCACACUACCUAAGAUCCUCGAGUCUGAGGAUGAACGUACUUCAACUGAGCCUGAAUCAGAGGAAGACUUUUCCUCUGGGUUCAUGCGAAGAGUGAAGCCCAUCAGGCGGCGCGUGUCUGCUUUCACCUCCAGUGCCUCUUUGUUGGAUCAGCCUGAUUCACACUCCCACAGUACCAUGUUGUCUCCAAUUGAAGAUUUGGAGGAACCAGAAGAGGAAGAAGCUCACAUGAGUCAUUAUGAAACUGACGAUGAGGGCAGCUGCACACUGCCAUCUACACGUCACAUCAGUAUCAUGGACGAGCUGUUCGACUGAAGAUGAGGUCCAGAGCGGCGCAGAGACCUUUGUCCGUUCCGAAUGAAACAGUUCUUUGGUUAUAAGCGAUAGUGGAGUCGCUUCAUUUUGGUCAACACUGUUAUUAUACAUGUUAGAUUUCACAUUUUUUCUAAAGCAGUUCUAAUGUUCUUGGUUAAUUUUGAUCGCACUAGUGUGCUGUAUUGAUGCAAUACAAAAGAAAUGUUGAAAGAAUAAUACUAAAAGUUGGCAUUGCAGGUGUUUCACGAGCAGCGAAAUGCAUAAAAUUGUUCA